UUUGAAUGAAUCAUGAAUGAAUGACAAUUAAUGAAAAGAUAGUUCACCCAAAAACUACUGAUGUAAUUCCAAACCUGUAUGAUUUUCUUAUACCGUGGAGCACAAAAGAAGAUAAUGGAAAAAAGAAAAAUGUCUAUAGAAUUAAAGUUAAUGGGCUCCAGUGUUGUUUGAACCCUAACUUUCUUUGAAAUACAUUCACUUAUGUUUUGCAGAACAAAGAAAUGUAUACAUGUUUGGAAUGACAUGAAAGUGAUUAUGACAAAAUGUUCAUUUUUGGGUGAACUUGUUAAGGUCAUUGUCCAAAAUGACUAAAAUACAUGGCAUGAAUAAGUAUUUCCAAAGGAGAGGUUAAGAGAAGUGUUUGUUUAUUCAAAAUAUUAACCAGCAUAUGGAACUUAAUCUGAAAAUGUAAACAUUAUCACCUUUCUUUUUUGUAUUAACGCUAUGGUUUUGCUGUAUUAGUGAGCGUUAUGCUGUUUUAAUUUACAUUAGGUGACUUAGUAUUAUUGGAGAGAGAUGUUUGUAGUUCGUAUCAGUCAAUGUGUGAUUUUACCUUUUACCUUUGUACGGAACCGUAAGGGUGAGAGAGAGAGAGAGAGAGAGAGAGAGAGAGUGGGGGUGGGGUGGUGGUGAUGUGAGAGUUGUAACGGCUCCGCUCGCGCUUCAAUGUUGCGGGCAGCGUGGAAUCAGAGCGCGCGAGCGUAUGGGAGGAGAGCGUGCACGAAUAAGCUAUUGGGGUUCCCAAAUAACGGGAACAGGCAGACAGACCAAAACACGCAGGCGGAUGGACGGAAAUAUAGGCAAGUGUUCUUAAAAACCAGCGACAUAACGAGAUCUUUUCCCCUGAUGUUUUCGUGCUUUAUUUAUUUGUUUGCCUUAUUUAGUCAUGUAUCGAUUGAUUGCGUUUUAAUUACUGGCGUGUGACAAGGUGCGUGGGAGGAGGGGCGAAUCCGGCUAACACGUUGAGUUGCCUUAUUUUUCUAUAGAUUUUUAAUUUAAACGAGCAAAAUAAGCAGACGAUUUUAACCACGUUUAGUGACUUUGUGUAAAUGAACGUGUAGCCUGUAGCUGCUAAAACAAGGAAGAGAGCUAUAGAAGAGCUAGACCAAAUAAAUUCACCAAAAAUGCACCACAUAUCCAAGUAAUAACAACAUCCGCUGUCUUUUAUACGUUAUACAGUCAGGGUGUGAAAUCGUUUUUUCUUUAUUAGAACAAAUGCAGAAACGUCAGUUUAUUUUACAAGCAGAUAACCAAAGUUAAAGCGACUGCAACCCAGGGGCGAAGCAGCAGGCCAGCUGAACAUACAGUGGUCAGUGUCGACAAGGACAGAAACACUACAGUUCACAACGGGAGAAUCGAAAUAUGCAGUUAUAAAUGUUCGCAAACAGUAGUAAUUAGCCUAUAUGCCUUUGAGUGACAGAUACAUAUAUGUUCGGCAAGCAGAUCGAACAGUUAUACCAAAUACUGUAGCUUAAUACCAAAACGAAUAGACAAACGUGAAGUGAUAGUGAAAUAACCCACGUUUGUCUUGUUUCAAUCCGUCUAUCCGCCUGUGUGCGCGCGCUGGGAAAAUACAGUCGGGCUGCGCGCGUCUGCGUAUCUAUGCAUAUAGAUCAAAAGUAAACUACAAGCGAUAAACGCUAAUAUUAUGAAUAAACAGUUUUAUGUCAGAAACGCCUGGAUCACAGACGGAACCCAAUGAUUUAAGUGAGAAAAAGCCUAUCUUGCCACAACAGCUAAAAUUGCAAAGAAAAAUCAAAAGCAAAAAGAACAUCUGAUAAGAACCAGACAAGAAGACGGAUCAUGUUUGUUCCUUUGCCGGUGCCGUUUGUCUUGCCGAGAACUGCCUCUGAUCUCCACGCCUGGCGCCUCAAGUCCCCGCUGGCUCUCCGCUCUCACUCCGAUAUCAGAAUGUCAAAGCCAGUAGAGGUUGAGAAUCCAGCGGCAGACUCUCCGAUGGAGAGCACAGACUCUGAAAGAAAUGGCUCAGAUUCAAAUAAUCAGGUUCAGCCGAUGAAAAUCAACCCUUUCUCCCUUUCACCCACACUGAGUAGCAGCACCAAGGCUAAGGUGGAGGACUGUGGUGAGAUGUCUCCUGCUGCACCUGCUCAGACGGCCCUUCCACACACACAGCUGAUGCUAACGGGUGGCCAGCUCGCAGGGUUGACUGCACUUUUGCCUGCACAGCAACAGCUGCUCUUACAGCAGGCGCAGCUCCUCGCUGCAGCUGUGCAGCAGUCGCAUGUGGCCCACGCAGCUAAUCAACAGCAAGCCCAGCAGCAGGCCAGUCAGCAGGCAGCUCAGCAGCAGUCACAGGGCCAAUCGCAGAGCACACAAGAACAAACCGCCACCCCUGUCCCGCCUCCUCCUCACCAGCUCCCUCUUUCUCAGCCAAUCCAGCUCACUGCCCAGGACAUUCAGCAGUUGUUACAGCUGCAGCAGUUAGUCCUUGUUCCAGGACACACUCUGCCUUCACCCGCACAGUUUCUUUUACCACAAACGCAGCAAGGGCAGCAAGGGCUGCUGUCAACACCAAAUCUAAUUCCACUACCUCAGCAAAACCAAGGAAGCCUGCUGGCCGCUCCACCCAGACUUAGUCUUCAAGCACAGAGAGAGAAGGUUGCAGAGAGCAACGUGACCACAGUGACGCCAGUGACCUCUCACCCCGAGGAGCCCAGUGACCUGGAGGAACUGGAGCAAUUUGCCCGCACAUUCAAGCAGAGAAGGAUCAAAUUGGGCUUCACACAGGGUGAUGUGGGAUUGGCCAUGGGGAAACUCUAUGGGAAUGAUUUCAGUCAGACCACCAUCUCUCGAUUUGAAGCGCUCAAUCUCAGCUUCAAGAACAUGUGCAAACUCAAACCUCUGUUGGAGAAGUGGCUGACUGAUGCAGAAACAAUGUCGAUGGACAGCACCUUGCCGAGUCCCAGUGCUCUUUCCUCUCCCUCUCUGGGGUUUGAGGGCCUGCCUGGCCGCCGCAGGAAGAAACGCACCAGCAUUGAGACCAAUGUCCGCGUCGCUCUGGAACGCAGCUUCAUCACGAACCAGAAGCCUACCUCAGAGGAGAUCCUGCUCAUCGCUGAGAAACUCAACAUGGAGAAGGAGGUGAUCCGCGUCUGGUUCUGCAACCGCCGACAGAAAGAGAAACGUAUUAACCCCUCCAGUGCCACCCCUCCCUUGCCCAGCCAACCCCAGCCCACCUCGCACAAACCCCCCUGCUACAGCCCGCACAUGAUGCCCAGUCAGGGACCAUCCCAGACAUUGAGCAGUCUUAGUACAGCAGUGACCACCAUGUCAUCAGUUUGCCCUCUGACCUCAAGUGGGCCCUCCUUAAGCUCCGCCUCAUCACCCGUAACCCCGCCUCCACGUGCUGAUGCCAGCCCCGCCCCUCCGACUCACAGUACACUAAGUCUGAACACAGGUUUAUGGCAUAAAAAGAAUGGUGACGUUUCUAACUACAUCACUGACUUUGCUGCAAGUUUGAGGAAUACGGUGAGGGGAGUUAACACAGGAAUAAACCAAGCUCUCCUUGGCAGCAACCCACUUGCUACUAUUCAAGCUCUAGCGGCCAGUGGUGGCCAGCUGCCCAUUUCCAGUCUUGAGGGCAGCAGCAAGGUGUUAAUUGGUGGUUCUGGGGCCCAAGGAGCAGGUCUUACCUCUUCCCUCUUCCUCAACCACUCCUCUUUGAUGCCCAUGGCAACAGGCCCCGGCAUGGGAUUGGGCGGUUCAGCUGUUGGCAAAACCUCAUUUCCUGUCGCAGGCGGCAUGAGUCCCUCCCCUUGCUCGAGCCCCGUCUCUUCCUGCUCUUCCGGCGAAUUGCUACACAGCCCACACUCGAUUGGAGGGGCUAAAAUCGAGUGAUGUUGCCCAAGUCCAAUCACAAAAGGAGGAGAAGGAGGAGGUGAAACCUUACCUGUCAACCAAAGCAUCUCUUGAUCCCCUCGCUCCCUUUCAUUUCCUCUCGUUCAUACUCUCUCUCUUCCGCUCUCCCGCUCUACUGAUGCCAAAAAUACACAGAGUAGAAGAGGGGAGAGAUGGAGAGACAGCGUGGAAGGAGGAAGAAAGAGGAGAAGAGGGAAAAUGAAACCAAAAAAACACCACAAGGCUUAGCGGGACGCAGCCAAAUACGUAAAUAAAAGAAGAAAAAACUAUGUGAGUAGUGGACAAAAAGAGAUCCUUGAGCACCAAAAACAACAAACUUUACUGUGUUGUAGAACAAUGGCAUCUCUUUGAAGAAAACGUGGAAUACUGAAUACCAAAGUAUAAAGGAACUUUGAGAGACUCACUAUGACAAAAAAAUACAAGCAUACCAAAAUCUCAAAUACCAAAAACAAACACCAAAAAAUACGGAUGGAAAAGCUUUAUCCAAAGGACAUGUAAAUAGCCAACCAUCCAGGACCAGACCCAGUGACAACAAUCCAGCCAUCUCUGAGCUCAUCAUCUCAUUUGCCUUGCAAUCAUACCGUUUUCUUUCACGGUUUCUAUAAUUCACUGUUUCAGCGUAAAAUAUAAGCGAGCCAGGCUCAAACGCUCGUGUUUCACUUGUUCUGCCUCAUUCUUGUUUAUGUUUUUCACAGAAGUAGCAGAUUUUCCAUCAGCCUUCAUUAAAUGUUUCCAUACAUGUGA
This is a messenger RNA of Ctenopharyngodon idella (grass carp), 4623 nucleotides long. It is a transcript of the gene pou2f2b, whose product is annotated as POU class 2 homeobox 2a. Gene Ontology annotation, molecular function: DNA-binding transcription factor activity, RNA polymerase II-specific; RNA polymerase II cis-regulatory region sequence-specific DNA binding. Gene Ontology annotation, biological process: regulation of transcription by RNA polymerase II. The record is from RefSeq and is a predicted model, not a curated record. The transcript is spliced from 17 exons. Gene Ontology annotation, cellular component: nucleus. NCBI's taxonomy places the organism in Eukaryota, Metazoa, Chordata, Actinopteri, Cypriniformes, Xenocyprididae. Bases 1804 to 3858 code for a protein of 684 amino acids.